Molecule: messenger RNA, 912 nt
Organism: Spea bombifrons (plains spadefoot toad)
Lineage: Eukaryota; Metazoa; Chordata; Amphibia; Anura; Pelobatidae
Product: 40S ribosomal protein S3
Exons: 7
Coding region: 95-841 (248 amino acids)
Biological process (GO): positive regulation of apoptotic signaling pathway; translation
Cellular component (GO): cytosolic small ribosomal subunit; nucleus
Molecular function (GO): RNA binding; structural constituent of ribosome
Source: RefSeq, a predicted model, not a curated record
CCUUCUCGGCAUCAUUCCUUCCUGCCGCUGUCAUGUCUAUAUAGACACUUCCGCCGGAAGCGCUUUCCCUUUCCUUUCGGCAGCACGGAGCAAGAUGGCGGUGCAAAUCUCCAAGAAGAGGAAGUUUGUUGCCGACGGCAUCUUUAAAGCCGAGCUCAACGAGUUCUUGACCCGUGAGCUGGCCGAAGAUGGCUACUCCGGCGUGGAGGUCAGAGUCACUCCAACCAGGACCGAGAUCAUCAUCCUCGCCACCAGGACCCAAAACGUUCUUGGUGAGAAGGGCCGACGUAUCCGUGAGCUGACCGCAGUGGUCCAGAAGAGGUUCGGCUUCCCAGAGGGCAGCGUUGAGCUGUACGCUGAGAAAGUCGCCACGAGGGGUCUGUGCGCCAUCGCCCAAGCAGAGUCCCUGCGUUACAAGCUUCUGGGGGGUCUGGCUGUGAGAAGGGCUUGCUAUGGAGUUCUGCGCUUCAUCAUGGAGAGCGGGGCCAAGGGCUGCGAGGUUGUGGUGUCCGGAAAGCUGCGAGGUCAGAGAGCCAAGUCCAUGAAGUUCGUCGACGGCCUCAUGAUCCACAGCGGAGACCCCGUGAAUUACUACGUGGACACGGCCGUGCGCCACGUGCUGCUCAGGCAGGGUGUUCUUGGUAUCAAAGUCAAGAUUAUGUUGCCCUGGGACCCAAGUGGGAAGAUCGGCCCCAAGAAGCCCCUUCCUGAUCACGUCAGCAUCGUGGAGCCCAAAGAAGAGAUCCUGCCGACCACCCCGAUCUCCGAGCAGAAAGGAACCAAGCCCGAGCAGCAGCCGCCGCAGCCUCCUGCCAUGCCCCAGCCUGUGCCCACGGCAUAAGUUGCUGGAAAUGGGAUCCGCGGAGUUUGGAUACAAAAAUCUAUAAAAUAAAAAAACUUUAAAAAAACAAA